CGCCGGAGCAGCUCACGUCGUCGCCGGGACACGACGGGAUGCUGCGUCCGGGGACCGGUGGUUAUGAUGAUGAUGAAGACCAUGGUUCAGUAAGUCGCUGGGAUGGAUGAGGAAGGUCUGCGGACAGAGUCCGGAGGAAGAACAGGGAGCUGCUGUGCGUCCUGGCUCCGCGAUGCCGCCGGACAGAGGACACAGGAGGACAGAGGACACCGGAGGACAGAGGACACAGGAGGACAAGUGACACACAGGAAUCUGCAGCAGAACCAGAACCAGCCUCGGAGUAACGCGCAGAGGCGGUAGAGGACAUGGAGAGACACCGGGCCAGGGAGGAGGCACCCCCCGCUGCGAGGGAGGAGAAGCGCCGGGAGAAGAAGCCCAAGUCCGGGAAGCUUUUCAGAAAGAAGCCGUUGAAGUCGGUGGGAAGUUUCAUGAACAGGAUCCUGAGAACUUUGGGCACUUUGGCCCACUUUGGAGACGCGGACGCGCAGGACGCGGAGGAGGACGACGGGGGGUUCGGGCACGGAGCACCGUGCACCCUGAGUGCCAUGCCCCGGGAGGAGGGACAGGGGAGACACGGGGACCCCCGGGGGGCGAAGACCACCUCCAGCACCUCCUCGUCCCUGUGCACCGGCAGGGAGAAGCUGCUCUGCCGGUUCGGAGACCGGGUCCCGGGCGUCUUGGGGCUGAAGAACCACGGGAACACCUGCUUCCUGAACGCAGCAGUCCAGUGCCUGAGCAACACCGACCUGCUGGCGGAGUACCUGGGCCUGGACCGGUACAAGCUGGACCUGGACCUGGGCCGGGUCAACGGCCUGGUGAGGGGAGAGGUCACCGAGCAGCUGGCCUCACUGGUCCGGGCCCUGUGGACUCUGGAGUACACACCACAGCUGUCCGUGGACUUCAAGACGAUAGUGUCCAAGUAUGGAUCUCAGUUUCGUGGGAACUCCCAACACGAUGCCCUGGAGUUCCUCCUGUGGCUGCUGGACCGCGUCCACGAAGACGUCAACCUGGCCUCCCACAACAACAACAACAAGACCAAAGCUCCCGGACAGGGCCCCGGGGGAGCUGAGGAGGCGCCGUCUUCAGACCCGUCCCCGUCCCAGUCCCAGUCCCAGCAGCCACGUGUCCAGCACAGCUUCGUCCAGGAACACUUCCAGGCCCAGUACAAAUCCUCGCUGACGUGCCCCCACUGUCUGAAACAGAGCAACACCUUCGACCCUUUCCUCUGCAUCUCACUCCCGCUUCCUCUGCGCCAGACCAGGCCGCUGUGUGUGACGCUGGUGUUCAGCACCAAAGGGCAGCGGUACCUCCGCACCGGGCUGGCUGUGCCGCUGUUCGGCUCGGUGGCCUCUCUGAGGAGGGUGGUGGCCGACGAGGGGAAGAUCUCUCCGGACCAGGUGAUCCUGACGGAGGUUUACUCCACGGGAUUCCAACGCUCCUUCUUCGACGAGGACGAUCUAACAAGCAUCGCAGAGAAUGAUGUCAUCUACGCCUUCCAGGCUCCGCCCCUCUACAUCAGAGGAGGCUCGGCUCGGAUCUCAGGGUACCACCACAGCCUGCCAUCGUCUCCGUACUCCACCGGUCCCGAGGGUCAGAGGUUACCGGCGUCUGGGGCCUUGUCCUCAGAGUUCCUGAACCAGGGCGUCCCGCUCAAGAUCCUGCUGCUGGUGUGCAACGCUGCCGGGGGGGGGCAACAGACUGUCAGGUUUGGUCCUCCGUUUCUGAUGAGGGAGGACCGGGCGAUUUCCUGGGACCAGCUGCAGCAGAGCAUCCUCAGCAAACUUUACUACCUGAUGAUCAACGGAGCUCAGGCGCAGAAUACCAGAGUCCUCUUCAACAUCCGCGUGGUGGGAGGUUCAGCGUUUUACAGCUACCUGUCACCUCAGGACGGGCGACCGCUCUACCACCCCGCCGUGGACAGGGCUCUGAAGCUCUGCAGCUCUGGAGGACCUCCACACGUGAAGCUCAUCAUCGAGUGGGAGCACAGGAUCAAGGACUGCCUGUUUGGAAACAUCCAGGAGGAGGUGGUGAGAGAUGCAGAGAGUGUGAGGAAUCAGCAGCAGCAGCAUGUGCAGCAGUACAGCUGCACCCUGGACGAGUGCUUCCAGCUCUACACCAAAGAGGAGCAGCUCGCCCCAGACGACGCCUGGAAGUGCCCUCACUGCAAGCAGCUGCAGCAGGGCAUGGUGAAGAUGAGCCUGUGGACGCUUCCCGACAUUCUCAUCCUGCACCUGAAGCGUUUCCGGCAGGUGGGAGAUCGCAGGAACAAGCUCACCACGUUCGUGCACUUCCCUCUGACGGGCCUGGACAUGAAGCCCCACAUGGUGAGCCGCACCCACGGCGCCCAUCCGCCCCCCCCGCAGCCCGGGUGGAAGCAGUCCCGACGGCACGACCUGGCUCCCCCAGACUACCUGUACGACCUGUAUGCUGUGUGUAAUCACCACGGAGGGAUGCACGGCGGACAUUACACAGCUUCCUGUAGGAACUCUGUGGACGGCCAGUGGUACAGCUACGAUGACAGCAGUGCCGAGCCCGUUCCAGAGGCAGAGGUGGUCACACGUGGAGCCUACAUCCUCUUCUACCAGAGAAGGAACACCAUCCCGCCGUGGUCGGCCAGCUCCUCCCUCACGGGCUCCACCAGCUCCUCCACCUCGGAUCAUUGGCUGGUCCGGCUCACUGGGGGAAGUGGGAGGGGCAGCGUGGUGUCGGGAGGACCCCUCCCUGUGGCGGCGGGACCCCUACAGGCUCCAGAUUCUCCUGAGCUGCCAGUGUUUGUAGAUGAACCAUCAAAGUCAAACGGGUUCGAAGCCAAGCCGUUUGUCCGUGGGACCCAAGGCAGGAGUGUCAGCAUGAGAUCUCCAACCAAGUCCAAGGAGACUCUGAGCAAAGUUCUGCCGCUGCGCUGGUCCUUCGGCCCCAAGGAUCGAGUUAAACCCCCAGCGCAGCCCCGGCCUGGCGAGCUGGUGGAGUACCUGGAGUCUGGGCGCCGGCCUCGGUGUACCAAAGACCCCAUCGUCCAACUGGUGGCCACCCCCCCACAACAGACAAGAGCCUUCAAAGUGGGACAGGGCUCGCCCAGUGGCAGCAGCCUCAGCUGUUCAGACAGACCCUGCUCGGACACAUGUUACUCACCCAAGCUGCCGGAGGGACAGAGCCGAGCCUGUGUGGAGAGAAGCCUCGGCCAGGGAGUCGGUGACAGCAGCAAAGCCAGAGACGAGGUUUCUCUCAGGCAGAGGUUGUCUAAGCGAGCGAGGCCGGACCCGGGCAGGACCCUGGACCUCCAGCUGCACAGAGGACUUAUCCUAGAGGGUCAGAUCAGCCACAGUGCCCCCCCGAGCAGAGACUCCACCCUGAAGAGAACCAAGGUCCAGGCGGGGGUGACAUUCAGGCCUCAGAAGGACUUGGUGCAUAUGAUCCUCCAAUCUGAGGGCCGGGGGGGGCAGGAGGGUCGCAGCCACGACAGCCUCUUGUCUUUCUUCAAACCCGGUUUCAUGAAGAAAGGCAUUCUGAGGUCACCGACCAAGGGCAUCGACCGGCGUGUGAACGGCCACGGACACCUGGAGAAGCUGGCAGGAAGUCCUCUAGCCAAACUGUCCCUCUCUAACGGGACGCUGACCACGGUGGCCCACGAGGACAGGAGAACCGGCGGCGCCCCCUGCUGUGACGCACACAACCGCAAAGUGCCGCUGCCGAACGGGAAGGCCGGACAUCCCGAGGCCGCGGACAUCCAGCGCGCUCACAGCUCCACAAACAUCCAGACCAAGCUGGAUCUGACUUUCCGCCGGUGCGCCUCCCUGCAGAGGAACGGCGAAGUGGCGGCGCAUCCAGAGCCCCGCCUCCUGCUGCAGGACAAGCCCGGCUACGGCCCCCUGCAGAGGACACGCUACAGCACCACCUCCCUGGGUCGGCACCGGCCCGUCCCCGAGCACUGAACCCUGCACUGCACGCUGAGCUAGAGUAGGACACUCCACACAGAGCUGUGGGAACUGUUUGUGUCAAACCAGCACAAAUAUCACUGUAAACAGAGAAGUGACGACAACACGUACAGGAAGUGGGAAGCUUCCUCGCUGCUGGGAAAGAAAAAUACAGGAAAUUAGAUAUGACAUGUGGUAUCGAUACAAAACAAGUGGAAGAGCCUCAGUUUUCAACGAUCAAAAGUACAGAUCCAAGGUCUGUUUUCUUAUGAUCGUGAAUAUCAAUCUGAAGCUGUGUCUCAAUUCAGACGCCUCUGUCUCCUGAGGACCACAAGCUCCGCCUCCUCCUCCAUGGGCCGCGUGCACCGUGGGAACCGAACCGAGACGUUCCGGUUCACAGAGGCUUUCUGGGAUCGAGGGUCACCAGCUCGCCCCUCCCCUCACUGCUGUUUCCGAGCAACCGAGUGUGACGCACUUCCUGAGUUGAGACACAUUGUGACUGAUUGUUCUGUCCUGUGUUUUUUUAAAAGUGCCUCUGUGACAGCCCAGAAUGACUUUUGAACACUUGGACCUCUCGACGCACGGAGAAGACCCCCGGCUCGACACAGCGCUGGAGACAAAGCAGAUCCUCUCUCUUCCCCCCCCCUUCAUAGUACUGUUAUCACCUACCUGUGUGUGUCUUAAACUCAAUCUAUGCAGUUCGUUUACUGAGGAGAGAAACUGCUGUAGUGUGAUGGGGAUUCGUUCAAACCAAGCAAGAUGUGGUUUUAUUCUGAAAAGCAGAGAGUGAUUUGUCCAUUGUGGAGUAAAAACACUGGAGUCUUUGGAGUAUUCACAGUUCAAUGGGAUCAAACAUGUCAGAUUUUGCAUAAAAGUAUUAACACCUGUAAAUCAGCUGCUGAAACAACACGCUCCACGGCUUCGUCAUGUAUGAUCAUCCUCUUGUUUUAUUACCAAUGCACUUUCUUUCUUUUUAAAAUUCCAUAUGUCGCUACAUCACCUGAGCUUCUAUGCUGACGUGUCUAAUUUCUAAUUUAGAGGCAAUUAGCCCAAAAGUAGCAAAAGAAAACUGUUUUAUACGGAGAGAAAUUCGUAUCAUUGUUUGAUGCACGAAUAAAAACCGAGAUUUGACGGAUGUGUCACAUUCCCACUCACUGUGUUUGAGGAACCACCACAGACAACAUGUAUAUUUAAUCACAUUGUUUCUGUAUCUGCACAACUUUCCGUUUGUUUGCUGCAGGAGGACGACAACGAAAAGUUCACAACAAAUUAACUUCAUAACUUUUUCCUCUCAUUCUUUUCAAUUUACAUUUUUUUUAGUUAACGUGUGUCACUGGGGAUUAUUAUGGGAUAGAAACGAGUGCCGAUUGUUUGCCUCCACUGUUACUGUUGUGUUCACGCUGUGUGAUUUAACUUUACUGUUUUAACUACCGCUACCAAAACGACAUGUUCGCGAGUGAAGGACGUUUCUGAGACGUAUGGCUAGAUUAUAUUUUAUUAACUUUUUUAAAAUUCUACAAUUUUUACCUGAUGUGUAAUAUUGUAAUUUAAGAUCAGAGGUGUGUGUUUCCGGAUUCUGUGUAAGGUCGGAUUCAAACAUACAGUAAGGGGGGGGGGGGGGUCAUUCGGACACAACACACUCAAGUCCCUGUACUGGACUGUCUACAGUAAAAUGUCUGCUUCAUGUACUGCAAUUAAACACAGAAUUUCUCACAGAUAAA
Messenger RNA from Limanda limanda (common dab), 5635 nucleotides. It is a transcript of the gene usp43b, whose product is annotated as ubiquitin specific peptidase 43b. Gene Ontology annotation, molecular function: cysteine-type deubiquitinase activity. The record is from RefSeq and is a predicted model, not a curated record. NCBI's taxonomy places the organism in Eukaryota, Metazoa, Chordata, Actinopteri, Pleuronectiformes, Pleuronectidae. The coding region runs from base 306 to 3932 and encodes 1208 amino acids. Gene Ontology annotation, biological process: protein deubiquitination. The transcript has 15 exons.